AAUACUGUAGUACCCUCGCUUUUGCAUUCUUGUCGUGAACAGUAUGCGCGAAACAUUGACGCUUCAGUUUGGCAGUGCAAGCAAUCAACUGGCGGAUAAGCUAUGGCACAGCGUCCUAAGCGAACUCAACGCCGACAAGUCCAGCAUUACCACUGACGGCGCACGGGAUUCGUCGAUGACGUAUCGUAACGGACGCUACACGCCACGCGCGGUGUCGUUUUGCAGUAAGGGUGGCUUGUCCAAGGCCAAACCAAGGAGCGUAGACACCGCGUCCAGCGCUUGGGAUGGAAACGUGCAAGUGAUUUCUCAAGAUUCCGAAGAUGCUCAAGCAGUUGCGACGCCGCUUCCAUCGCGGGCCAUCGUCGAAGUCAACGAGUUUCGGCAUUUCGACCCGCUGAACAAUUUCUACGACGGGGUCCUUGGCUUGGACGCAAAAGUUCGACGAGAAACGAUGGAUACAGCGCACGAUGUCAUCCGUGCUGCGCUGGAAGCGUGCGAUUCGCUCCAGGGAGUGCAAUGCAUCGUCGACGUCGACUCAACGUGGGGUGGGUUUGCGUCCGAAGUGUUGCGAGGGUUUCGCGAAGAGUGCCCGUCUGCGUUUGUGUCUGUUCUCGGUCUCGACACGAGGUACCCCGUGGCCUCGCAAGCCGACUUCUUCGAUCUGUCCAAGCAGAGCGGUCGGCGAUCCAUCAACUUGGCCUCGUCCGUUUUGAUUCUCAACGAACUGAGCUCGCUCUUCAUCCCGUUCAGCCCCCACACUUUCGACGCCGGCGCCGUCGCGUGGAAUUGCCUGUCGUCCGUGUAUCGAUGGCGCGGCUCCGCUUCCACGCAGGACCUACUGUUCCGUCCGAACGCGACCGUGAUGCAGCUCAGUUGUUCGCUCGUACCCCCCGCCACCCUCUUCGCCAUGCCACCCCUCGACCGAGUGGCCCACUGGGACCAGUUGUCCAGCUUUCCCGUGAUCCAAGACUGCGAUGACACCACCCUCCGCAAGUUUCGGUUUCAGUUUCUUGCCGUUCGAGGUCUCCCCCACUACUCAUUUGAUCGAUUGGCCGGCCAACCAUUUGACCAUUGGCGCUCCACCGUCGUGGCUAAGCCGCUGUUCGACCAGUCGUCUCAUCCAGUGGAUGGUGGGGCGGUGGCGUCGCUAAGUAUCACGGACAGAGUGCCCAAGUACCUCAUGGCGCUGGCCACCGGCGUCAAGCACGUCGACCCCCGCGUCGUGCACGAGUUCACGCAGGCGGGUAUGACCUGCGACGGGAUUCGAGAUCUCCACGAUGACCUCAUGAGUUUGAGCGACUCGGUCUUGUAAAGUAGUACCAAGUAUAGUAGAGACAACGUUGAACAAAUGAGAAAGUAGGGUAACUAGUACAUAUACUAGUUGACAGGAAA
Aphanomyces astaci is the source of this 1392-nucleotide messenger RNA. RefSeq lists its product as hypothetical. The transcript is spliced from 3 exons. NCBI's taxonomy places the organism in Eukaryota, Oomycota, Saprolegniomycetes, Saprolegniales, Verrucalvaceae. The coding region runs from base 44 to 1312 and encodes 422 amino acids. Gene Ontology annotation, cellular component: cytoplasm. The record is from RefSeq and is a predicted model, not a curated record.